GAAAGCCCGGCCGCAUGCUUCUGGGCGGCGGUGGCAAAGAGGACCAAAAAGCCGGCCAACUUGGUUCGCCGACGCGAACACGCGGUGCGAUUCUGGGUCGAUCCCAACGCCGCUGCCGCAGCGGGUGGGGCAGCGGCAGUGCGCGACCUCCGAGGAACGCACGGGUUCACGCAGACAUUUUGGUCGAACCACGAGGGGGACACAUACCCCCUCAUCACGGUGGGGAUGACUGUGUUCGAUCACUCUGGGGUCGGCACUGGCGCGGGCGCAGUGGGGGUGGACGCCACGACAAACAUGAUCCGCAGUGAGGAAGCGGACUUCAACGGCCAACG
Molecule: messenger RNA, 332 nt
Organism: Symbiodinium sp. CCMP2456
Lineage: Eukaryota; Dinophyceae; Suessiales; Symbiodiniaceae
Source: the annotation of a GenBank genome assembly